Sycon ciliatum is the source of this 5818-nucleotide messenger RNA. RefSeq lists its product as uncharacterized. NCBI's taxonomy places the organism in Eukaryota, Metazoa, Porifera, Calcarea, Leucosolenida, Sycettidae. Gene Ontology annotation, biological process: G protein-coupled glutamate receptor signaling pathway; regulation of synaptic transmission, glutamatergic. Gene Ontology annotation, cellular component: plasma membrane. Gene Ontology annotation, molecular function: adenylate cyclase inhibiting G protein-coupled glutamate receptor activity. Bases 862 to 5142 code for a protein of 1426 amino acids. The transcript has a single exon. The record is from RefSeq and is a predicted model, not a curated record.
CUUGUUUGUUUAUGUUUCAAUGCGUGUCCCGAACUAGCCACUACUACACGAGUCGUAGCUGUCGCCCUGGCGGCGAUGUAAUGUGCCAAUUUUUUUUACAUCAACACUGCCAGCGCUAUUUUGCUAAGCGCUAUUCAUUCCCAAGCAGACCAGGGCUUCACAUUUUAUGUUGUGUUGCCGUCUGCACCACCACGGCAGAGAGAACGUCUGCUGGCUCGUGCAUCCGCCGCUUCGUCAGAACAGCCAGCUCAGCCGGAUAUCAGAAACAAGCUAAGGAUUUGCUGCUCGAUGCAAUCACCGACUCUAGAUUGUUGUGAAAGAUUUCGAACAGUUUAGCUGUACUACUACGUGUAGUAAUACCGUAGUAAUCGUCAGGUCCUGUUCUCGUAGUGCGCAACAACCUCACUCAGGCUCGGGAUUCUCUGGACUUUGAAGUUUUUGCUUGCUGGAUGCCGCGUUCUCCAGCGUCUGCGCUGGCAGGAUCGUUCUCUCGCUGUGAGUGCCCCGGAGCGCAUGCUGCGCAGGCGUGUGCGUGCGGACAAACGGCACGUGGGUAGUAGAGUAAAAAUUAAUAAUUAUUAGUUUGUAGUGAGUUGUGUUUCUGAAUGCACUAGAACCUGAGCAGCGCCGCGUUUACAGUGAUAUUCGCUGCUAGUGCGCUGGGGCAUUUACAUGUUUUUGGCUGCGAGGCUUGUCCCGCGGAGCAGACCCACUCAGACCGCGUUCAUGAGGUGAAAGAGUUUACUCCAGCAGCACUAGACCUGCUGCUGCAACGGCCGGAGUAGUGAAUGGCCAGCUGGGCCCGAAUGCAAUACUAAUUAGCUGAGGACAUUACAAUCCAUACUGCCUAGGGCCGCCCGCAUGCGGUCAGUGCACGCAAUAAUGCGACGGAGAAUGGAUCACCCCAUGACAUUGUCGUGCCAGGACGUAUUCGUAGCCAUACUGCUGUGCAGCAGUUGUAGUUGUUGGCUGCUGUUCCCCAUGCUGCUGGGUGUUCAUGGAACGCUGGACGCUCCUAUAGAGCAUUACCGCGGACCGGUUGGCGCCGACCCAGACAUUGUUAUUGGCGCCAUGCUGGAUAUCAGCGAAUGGGACGAACUGAGCAUGACGUGCGUGCGUGCAGUCACGCCGAGAAACGCGCGCACGUCUGAAAUCAUCAGCUACAUGAUCCAGCGAGCCAACGCCGAUCCCAGCAUUCUACCCAACGUGACGCUCGGCUUUGACAUAACGGACGUGUGCGGUAGCGAGCAUAUAGCGGUGCACGCCGGCGUGGAGUACGUAGCCGCUAGCGGUCACGAUCAGUGUGCUGCCAACAACAGCGGCGGCAAUGCCCAGAGCCUGGUGGCGGUGGUGCUGAGUCCGAACAACGACCGCGUAACCCUGGCAACCACGAGUCUGCUGAAUCUGUUCAGCGUACCGGUGGUGAGCUACGGAGCGUCGGAUCCCGGCCUGUCCAACGACUGCGAGUUCCCGUACUUCACGCGUAACGUGGCCAGCGACGUGAGCAAGAUGACUGUGGUGCUGCACAUCAUGCAGUACAUGAACUGGAACUACUUAACCGUUGUCCACCCCGGCAACAAGGCGUCGCAGUCGGUCGUCGACGAUCUCCAGUCCGUCGCCGCCAUGACCACUCCGCCGAUCUGCGUCAGCGCGCGGCCCGAGUUUGUUGUCACGGCGACAGUGGCUGCCGGCGGCAACGGCUCAAUGGACCGGCUGGUACGAGCGCUGUACGACAGCUUGCCGAUACUGGCCAACGGUCAGCGGAGCAAUCUAGUCUGGCUGCUGUCCGUUCAAAGCAGCGCCGUGCUCGGAGCGUUCCUGGAUUCGGUGGAGCGCCUCACGGAUGCCCUCAACGCCACCGAGCCAGUGUUCCGGUUUCUCUACGACGACAACGUAUUCGUAUUCGUCUAUAUGGGUAGUAGGGAGCACAUCGCGAAGUACGCACCUCUAAUGAAUCAUUCAGUUGGCUUGGGCCCGCUUCUAACGGAGAGUGCACUAAACAGUUCGGUGCUUCAUCAUAUUCGUCGUUUGUCCAGUGGGGGGACGAACACGACGGCUGGCGGCAAUCCGUGGUAUAGCGGAAGCACCCCCGGGAGCGACGUGCGACUGACGGCAUUUGAAACUCUCGCCGCCGAUGCAGUGCAAGCUAUCAUGCUGGCGCUCAACCGCACGCUGCAGCAGAUGGUCGACGAGAGCGACGGGCGGUACAGCAGCAUGGCCGACGUGGCGCGGUCCAUGCGGGCCAGCAGGCGUCGCAUUGACGCGGCCGAGUUUCAACAGCAGAUCACGAGAGUCUCGUUCACGUCCAAUACGACGGAGGAGCCGGUGCGGUUCACUCCUCUCGGCGAGCUGCAAGACAACACGUUCGAGUUGUUCACGUACACGUACGUAGGUAUGACUGUUGAGUUUGAAACGUCAGCCACCGGCACAGCAAACUGCGGCAGCCAUGCUGCUACUAGCAGUUCUAGUGAUUGCUCUGCCAUGGCGGGUGGCAAUCAAGCAGCAGCAGGUGUGACGGCAGAGACUCAAGGCAUCUGCACGUCCUCGUUCAACGUCACCAGAACGGUCCUGACGGGAUUGGAAACGGCUCGGUUCAAUGUCAGCGGGGUACGGGAGUUUGACACGACCAGGGCGUUUCUCCAUGAUGUGCUCGGUCUGGGUGCGUCCUCGUCAUCGUCAUUGGCAACGGGUGAGUUUCGCGCCGUCUGUUCUCUGCCGUGCCAGCCCGGCGAGAAGGCCGUCGUCAUGACGACCAGGAUCUGUUGCUGGACAUGUGUACAGUGCGAGCAAGACUACUACUCCACGUCGGUGAACAGCCCGAACUGUACCGAAUGUGACGACGGUUACAUAUCUAAUAGCGACCGCACCGGCUGUGACCGACUGCCGCUUUACCACCUUGCCAUCACCGGCUCGUAUCGGUUCAUCGUCUACGGCUUCAGCGGAGCCGGUCUGCUACUGGCGCUUCCCAUUCUGAUAUCGGCGCUGGUGUGGUGCCGUCGCAAGGAAUCCAUUCGCUGGUCCGUCGGCACAUCGGACAUGACGGUCCUCUCCCUCGCUGGCAGUGUGUUGGCAUUGGCCCUGUCUCCCGUGGAGAUCCAGGAGCCGAGCGACGUUCUGUGCGCUCUACUCCCGGUCCUGGUGGACCUCUGCCUCAUGCUAGCCGUCGUGCCGAUUCUAGCCAGCUCCAUUCAGCGCUUCGCCGAGCUACACCGCCUCCGCAAGUACGAGCUAAGCGGCAGCAGUGGUGACGGUGACAGUAGCUACGAAAGUAGCAAUGGGCCGAGCACCACCGCCGGCGGUGGCAAACUGGAGCAACAGAUGACGGUGAUGGGCGCUAGUGCGGCGACGGGUGACGUGACCGCACGACGUCACAACUUUGCCAACAUGUCCGGAGCCUCGCUGAGCGUCGACGUCUUUGAGCCACCGGCCGAGGCCGAGACCAGGUUUGUCGGCACGGCAACUAGCACACUGUCUCUGCCCGCGCCGCACUACAACACAACGCUGUAUAUCGGUGCAGAAGGUCCGGGCGGCGUGCAGGCAAUGCCGAGGGGAACAGGGGCGGCGGCAGGGACAACGACAACGGCGACAACACUCGGCGUGUCCGGGCAUUCGAGAAGACUGUCGGCGUCCACUGGCGCCAUCCCUGAGACCACCUCCACUGGCGCCAUGGCUGCAAGGCGCACUGCUCGCCAGUCCAUAGGGCAUCUGGGCAAGAAGGUAACCGAUGCGGUGCGUCGUCGCCGCAGGGCCUCCACCACCAGCCUUACCUCAAUCUUGACGAGCCCGAAAGAACGUCUGAUCUUCUGCCUGGUCGUUCUUAUCCUCUACAUAGUGCUACAUGUACUAGGAUUGCUGCUGUACCAGAGAUCGCAGGCAGAGUUGAGUGCCAGCGGCCACACUGCUCUCUAUCUGAUCUGUUCGCCUCGGUCUAUUCUGUCGGAGGUAGCCACCGCGGUCAUAGUUGCGCUGGCGUCGGUUCUGCUCAUCAUUAACCUGCUGAAUCACGGCCAGGUACGGCGAGCUCACAUCAAGUCCUCCCUGGACAUCACAUCCUCAUUCAUGUGCAUGACGUGCGUCAUCGUGUACUUCCUCGACUCUCUGGUCUUCAUCGAGACCGUGCAGACGCAGCUCUACACUCCGCUCUUUCCCGCCGUCUUUGCCUUUGCCACCGUCAUCAUCGUGCACGUGCCGAAGUUUGCCUCGCACUGGCGGCACGCUUGGCUUUCCUCGCACGACCCGCACCAGCUGGAAGUCGAGCAGGACCGGGCGGAGGUGAUGGAGACGAUGCAGGAGAUGGCGACGCCCAACACGCCGCGCCGACUGCACCGCAGCUUCAACGACCUGCAGGUGAUCGAGGACGAGGGCAGACCUACCGGCAGUCCACGACGCCGUUCCAGCUCUCACGCGGGCAAUACUGUCCCGGACAUUUCCGGCUCGCCGCGGGUUCCCGGCCGCACCAGUCCCCGAUCUGCAUUGCAGUCCGACGUCACCAUCCCAAAGAUCUCCGCCUCGCCGCGGGUUCCGGGCCGCUCGCCGAAUCGCACGCCCACUUCCAGCACAAGCUCAGCCCCACCCAAGCGCAGCGUAACCGGACAAUUCACCACCUCGGUCGGCAGCAGCACUUCAUCGGCACCAGCUGAUCUGAUGACUAAAGGCAAGGAACUGCCGAUUCCUCGCAUCCACAUUGCCAUGACUGCGAGCAACUCGACGACGACCAGCGGGUACGUAAGCAGUGAUCGAACGUCUGUGAUGACAACGACGACGGAGGAUGGAGUGGCAGCUGUUGACGAUUCUCUGCUCCAACAAACUCCAGACAUGCCACGGGAAGAGCUUGGCGACAAGUCCGAACCGUCGUCCGCGGCAACUGUAGUUCGCAGCCAAUCGACAAGCGGCGAGUAUAAAGUGUUCCGAUCCCGACGUACUCCCGUCCACGACGUCGAGGAUGGUCGCAGCGCGGAGCGGCAUGCACGGGACUCCUCUCCCGCUGCACAAUGCUUAACACCAGACAGGGGCAGUGACCAGCCGAGAGAUAGCAAUGCUGGCCGCGAAACAAAUGUAUCUCCCAUGCAUAGCCAAGCGCGAGCAAGAAGUUUCACAUCACUUAGUAACGAAGGCAGGAUUAUCAUGCACACAGCUCUGUAGCAGUGCAGUAGCCAUUUGCACGACUUGCCUAUCAAGAACUGAACUGUGAAAUUGCCUUCGCCAACCGCGUGAAGACUUACGAAAUACUCUUGACUUCCCAAGUACAACCGUGUGAGAAAAUAGAUAGUCCAAACUGUGUUCUCCAUUUUGUCAAUUCACAUAUUGUUUCUUUGUAUAUUUUAUUCCAUAUACACAUCGGCUUGAGUGCCAGCACCUACUCCAGUUGCCUUGACGACUGUAUUUUUCUUUAUUGACAGUACGUUCCACUAUAUUCACAGUAUAUGCCACUGACGUUUUUCACGUCAUUGUGUUCUCUUACCCAGAUGUUGAGGCAGAGUGCUUACUCCCUAUUUAGCAUUUCUACCCUGUGUUUUAUCUGACUGGUGGAAUACCAUGCCUAUUAUUUCCACCACUGUUCUUCAACCACAGCAGCGCAUUCAGAAUGCUGCUCUUCUAUUUCUACUUUCCCUGAGACAGUCCCUGGUACAUGAUGUUCAGUAUCGGUGCCACUGAGAGACACGUUUGAUUAUUUAGGACCCAUAUUGCUUCUCAUAAUUAUUGUAUAUUUAUCUGCACCAUCGGCUUGAGGAAAGGCUAUUGGUCUUUGAUCGGGCUUGUUUGAAGUUGUUUCCCAGUAGAAAAGAGAUCUCUGGAUAACAAUCUUGUCUCAGUUUUA